Messenger RNA from Sphaerulina musiva SO2202, 321 nucleotides. RefSeq lists its product as uncharacterized. Bases 1 to 321 code for a protein of 106 amino acids. The record is from RefSeq and is a predicted model, not a curated record. The transcript has 3 exons. NCBI's taxonomy places the organism in Eukaryota, Fungi, Ascomycota, Dothideomycetes, Mycosphaerellales, Mycosphaerellaceae.
AUGCGCGCCCUCUCUCGCCCCGCAACGACGUCCUCGCUCACCCAAGCAAUCACCGCACGCCGAAGCUUCCAGACUAGCCAAAUACUACGCGCAGAUGCUGUAAUUGCACCGAAAAAACCCAUUGGAGCUUUCCGGGGAUCGCUCUUUGGGUUCCUCCUUGGUACGGUCGGAGCAGGUGGCGCGCUCUACUACUAUGUCGUGGACCAGUACAAAGUCUCGAAUGAAAUGCUGACUGAGGAUAUAUACGCACUGCAAUCGGCUGUGCAGCGACUGGAGGGAUAUGUGAAGAACUUGGAGACUCAGAUACCGAAGAAGAAGUGA